Messenger RNA from Neodiprion fabricii, 6457 nucleotides. RefSeq names its product protein MTSS 2. The transcript is spliced from 16 exons. NCBI's taxonomy places the organism in Eukaryota, Metazoa, Arthropoda, Insecta, Hymenoptera, Diprionidae. Gene Ontology annotation, biological process: plasma membrane organization; cell projection assembly. The record is from RefSeq and is a predicted model, not a curated record. Gene Ontology annotation, cellular component: actin cytoskeleton; cytoplasmic side of plasma membrane. Bases 801 to 3764 code for a protein of 987 amino acids. Gene Ontology annotation, molecular function: actin binding; phospholipid binding.
ACGGCAUCAGUGCAUCGGGAGAUCGCAGAAGCGACGGUCGAGAGCCGAAAGAUUCUGUGUAUGGACGCGCUGGUGAGAGGAAGAAGCAGUCUAGAGUCGGUCUGGAUUUUCGUUGGCAAAUUGCCUGAAGGUCUCUGCCUAGCAGCGCGGUGUUUGUUUAUACCGUGUAAAUCGGGUGAAUCGAUUUCACCGGCUGGUUGUUUCUCGUUUCCGAAAUAUCAGCAAAUAUUACUCGGCAACUGUGCGUGUGUCGCAGGUCUGUGUAAAUCCUGAAAUAUAAACAAUCCCGCUUUUCCGUUCGUUCGUUCGUUCGUUCGUUCGCCCCAGUUGAUGUUUGCACAUCGAUAGUCAUAGAUGCAGUGGUGGUGGUGGUGCCCCUGUAGUAUUACCCCCUGAAAACGGGACGCCGUUCGACGAUCGUUCGGGUCGUUCGUCAGUUGUUUUUUUAUUUCCGCGCUCGUGUUUUGUUUCAUUGAAAUCGCGGUGGGUGUUCGUACCUAACAACGAUAAAAACUACAGACCUUCACCGACGCCUGAUAAUUCAGUGAUAAAGUUUUGUUUCCAAUAAUUAAUUGACAACGUUGCACCAAUAUUUUAUAAUAUUAUUAUUCGAAGAAGUAUAAAAAGAAGAAGGGGGGAAAAUGUCCGCGGUGGAGGCUUCGGACGAACUCUAGAACCUUGUUUAACUUUGGGCGAUUAUUCUGUGUGUGAUAUAUCUCUGUACGCAUAGUUUUGCCUGGGCAUCGUCUGACCGACAAAAUAUCGCUGAUAUUUAACAGUUCGAAUUAACGAGGAGAAACAUGGAAGUCAACAUCGAGAGGGAGUGCAGCGCGCUCGGCGGCCUCUUUCAACAAAUCAUUGUCGACAUGAAGAACGGCACACCGUUAUGGGAAGACCUUAUAUCGAAAGCAACAAAACUGCACACCUGCCUGAGGGCCGCGAUUCUAGCGAUAUCCGCAUACUUGGAGGCGUUUCAAAAAAUCGCCGACGCCGCUACGAGUGCCAGAGGAGCUACCAAAGAAAUUGGUACAGCACUGACAAGGAUAUGUCUACGUCACAAGGCAGUCGAGGCUCGUAUGAAAACGUUCACAAGUGCCAUCAUGGAAUGCCUCGUUAUGCCGCUUCAGGAGAAACUCGAAGAUUGGAAGAAAUCGCUCGUCAAUUUGGACAAGGAGCACGCUAAAGAAUACAAAAAAGCAAAAACAGAACUGAAAAAACGUUCGACCGAUACUCUGCGGCUGCAGAAAAAGAAAGCUCGAAAGAUUCACGGACAGGGUCAGGGACAAUGUACCGGCGGUGAUUUGGAAUUGUGUAAACUGCUGGAAUCAUCGGCAGCUGUAGUGAGGGAAAAGCGAAUCAGUCUGGAAGAAACUGAGAGGAAAGCUGUGAGAGCCGCUCUCGUCGAGGAACGUGGUCGUUUUUGUUUACUCGCCAGGUUCCUCAAACCUGUAUUGGACGAGGAAAUCGCUAUGCUUAUGGAGUUGACACACCUUCAAGAAGUAUCCGAUCAAUUGCAAAGGCAUACAGCUUCGCCGAACCACUUACCGCCUGCCUCCGAACAAGUAAUCACGGAUAUUAAGGGAUGCGACACCACACAGUGGUCCCUGACCACGCCACCUUCCAGUCCUUCGCUGUCUUUGGGAUCACGAAAGAGUUCUAUGUGCUCCAUCAGUUCGCUGACCAGCAGCAGCAGCGGCUCGUGCAAAAGUCAUCCAAGUCCUUCCGGACAUCCCUGGCACAGAUCUUUGUCUCAGCCUGUUGGUGUAUCUGUAAGGCCAAUCAGCACAAGUGGGAUGGUCACAAUGCGCCACUUGACCAGUGGAUGUUCACGAGAUUCUGGGUUCACUUCUCAAGAUACUCUAUAUGCUCAACCGAUCACUGAACAUCAGGUAUCCAACGUAUCUUCCCAUAGUAACCAGAGUACUGGAUCAACUACGAUGAGGCCUGUGACAACUUCAACAUGGCCAGAUCUGCAGGAAUCUUCCAUUCAAUUUGACAGGCAAAGCCAAAAUGUGGUCAACGAACGACCGCAUACUAUAUCUUCCGCAUAUGAAAAAGGUCAUCACCAGCGUCCCGCCCUUAGCGUUUAUACCUUCCAAGCACCAGAGGGAACUGUCACAGGCACAACAUGUUGUCACAGUCAACCAGCAUCUCCAGUAUCAUCGUCAUCGUCUUGCUCGUCUUCGAACCAGCAACACAAUAAUUUGCAAAAUCAACAAAAUCGUGUGCAAUUAAGAAAUAACAAGCCACCAAUACCGAGCCGCUGCUCUAGCCUAGAGCGGCCCGUUGUUCCGGCUAAAAAUGAACCGCCGGGAAGUCCCAGAGGAAAACCUAAGCUGCCCUUGCCCGCACACUUAGCCAAAGAAUUGACUUCACAUCAGCUUCAGCAACCGAUGUAUGUUAAUAUGCACGAACUGGCUAACCUCGCUGCUAGUCGUGCCCAAGAAAUGCAACAGCUUCCGCCUCCACCACCACCAACUUCUAGCGCCGUUAGCGAUAAGGCUGAUGCUCCGGAGAAGGAUGGUGGCAGUUUAACUUCUGAGUCCAGUCUGGAGUCCAGCAGUGGUUACGGUAGUCAGACAACUCUUCCUCACGUUCAACAACUUUCCCAAAACCCAUCCCAAGGAGCUGAAGAAGAAAAUACAACCAAUCAACAGGAGAAAGUUACUAUGGACAACGAAGAACGUUCUGGUUUCGAGUGUAUUUUGCGUCAUGAAAAUGCUACCAAUACAUCAUUACGCCGUCCAGUGUCCAUGAGUGCCGCUCUUUCAACGGGCUUAUGUUCUGCGCGACAGCAGAACCAAAAUCACAAUCAAAACAAGAGUGCUACUCUUCUGCCUCGCAGAGGAUCAAUGCAACAAGCUGUAAGGCCUGCUCCUCCGGUCCGGCGCACAUCAACUAUAAUUGGCGGCACAUUUAAUGCACUUAUAAAUAAUCCCAACGCUACAAACAAUGAUGAUAACAAAAAAGAUGUGGCCAGAGAUGAAGCACAUGAUGAAGCUGAUAAUCUUCCACCACCUCCGGCAUUUCUUCUCGAAAGCACUUCUCCGACACCCACGCCGACUCCACAACGAUCGAUAUCGGUGUCGGAGACGGUCCGAACAUUAACUGAGCUUCGUCAUACGCCAGCAAGUCCUUCGUUUCUUAGAAAACUAGCCAGUUCUCAACAAAAUAAUAAUUCUGUAUCCACGACAGUCGCCUCUACAACCGCAACGACUAAUACAUUGAUAAGACGUACUCAAAGUAUAGACCGUACUAGUACAAUUCGGUCACAUUCUCAGGAUCGUAGUUCCGCAUCAUCAUUAACUGGACAACAAAGCCACAGUCAAGUACAAGGUCAAGGACCAGGUGGUGUUGGACAGGGCUUUAUGGCAGUACUAAGCGCUAAAUUAGUCCCAUCUUCUCUGUUGCCUAAUAAUGUAGCCAGUAAUACAAAUGCUAGCAUCAAUAGCGGAAGUCCAAAGACAUCGAGAAGACACUCAGUCGAACAGCAAUCUAACAGAAAUUCCAGAGCUCCCUCGAGCUUCCUUGGUACAUUAAACGCCAAGCUUGCUCAGCAACAACAAGGCGUACAAAAUCAAGGUGUACUCAACACAGCCAGUAGGUCAGCUAGUGUUAGACGCAUAAUGGGUAACAGAAUUCCAAUGGUGGAUCUAGAUCCCCUGCAGGUCAGGGAUUCUUUAAUGGAUCAAAUACGUAGAGGUACCGCUCUGCGCAAAACUAGUGGACCCAUCAAUGAUUGCUCGGCACCAAAAAUUUAUUGAACUUCCAUCUCAUUAAUAUCGAUUUAUGGAUGUAAUAUAAAUGGGUUAACGAACCAAGAAAACGAUAAUCAAAAAUGCAAAACUUGACAUCCCACAUUUAAUAUAUAAUAUGUUAUAUAUAUGUUUUCUUUUCAUAUCUCUUCACUGUUAAUAAAACUUUAUUUUUCAUUUUGCUUAUGUUUUCUAUACAUGUAGUACAGACUUCAUAUCACACAAAUUUUUUUCCUGCUCAAAGUUAGAUUAAUCGUCAUAGAGAGCAAAGUGGCAAACAAAACUCCCUGUUACGAAACCCUCUUAUAAAACCUAUGUAAUGAUUAAUAUUUCAUAUUUAAUAUAGUUCAUUUCGCUACGCCCGAUCGCUGUCUUGUCACCAUCAGAAAAUAGCUCUUAUUAUAUUACUAUUAUUAUUGCUUGAACUCUAAGCCAUGUAUAUUACUUCAAUACUGUUACGGUGACAUUAUCGAUAUACAAUAUUAUUUAUCCAAUGUUAUAUAACUGUACAAUAAUAUACAUAGAGUUUUUAUUUUCAAUAGAAAUUUACAUCAGUACGUUAAGAUUGUUGCCUCUCCUAAAAUCAGAGCAUCGAUAUCCUAUGAGUGCAUUUAGGCAGUGUAGUAGCGACCAUAGUAACAAUUAUAUAUUCAGAAAAUAAAUAUUGCUAAUGAAUACCUUAUAAUUAAUGAUAAUAUACUGAAAAUGGUCAACUGGUAGAACUUGCGGUCUUCGUUAAGAGGUUUCGGGAUAUUUACGAACUAUUUUCAUAUAGAAAGUGGCUUAGAUUUAUUUAUGAAAUGCUAAGAUUGAUGUACAAAUAUACGCAUAGAGCCUCCAUGUCUCUUUUAGAUUCCAUUCAAACCAUUCGAUGAUUUAUUUUUAAAUAUCAACUUGCCGUAGCAAGUUCCGUGGUGCAACGAUUUGAGUUCGCUAUUAGGAACAGAAAUAUUCCGAAAGUUUGAUCCAUCGUUUGUUCUAACACACCUUUAUUCCCAGUACUGCCAAAUCAUUUAUGUUUACCGUUUAAAUGUCAUUAAAGUUUUAUUUUCAGUAUUGUAGUUAUUUCCAGAGGUUUGUGAUUAAAUUCUGAACAAAAAAUGGCGUAACGAAGAAAAGACAGAAUGAAAGAAAAAAAAACAACUCCACAAAAAACAAAACGGACAAUACUAAUCAAUUAAAACGUCUGUACAUUGUUAUUAAUAGAAAACGUGAUAACUGAAACGUCUAGGAUAUAUUAGAAAUGACUAAUUUAAGGUAUUCGCGUUACUGUAGAAUAUAGUGUAGAAAGAAAUAAUAAUAUGCAUAUAGUUCAAUAUAAAGCCAAUUGUUCUUACCCUGUAAUAAUUAUCAUUAUCGUACAUUAUAUAAAGGUCGGCAAUUUCCGUGUAUUAUAAAAGCGAACAAAUAUUCUAUUCUCGCAUUCAAAAUGCUAGUUUUCGAUGCAUUUUUAUUUUCUAGUCGAACCUAAUAUUCUCAGCGUGAACAGAUUGUUCUGUAAUUUCAAUUUGACCGUCUAUUUCAACAGUUUCUGCAUCAUAAGUAUCCCUGUGAGACGGAUAACAUAUGUUAAUCUUAUAUCCAGUAAAUGUUCACGUAAAAUCUUGACUUUUUUAUUUUCUUAUCGACAAUUUAGGUUUGUAAAUAAAUUUUGACUCCUCGAUAAAUUUUAAAAAUUUAUUUUCUACGGUGGUAUCGUUCACACAUAUCGGCACAUCAGUAACGAGAUCUAGUAUAUAUUAUGAAUACGGAAUUCUCGAAAAAACAUUUGUUAAUCAUUAGAUAUUUAAGUUGAAAAAUUUGUUCGCGAAUUAUCAUUGAGACUAUUAUAUAGAGUAUACAAUUGAAUAAUAAUAGACGUUAAGGUAUCGUGUAAGACUGCUAUAAUAAGGUUGGGGGCUUCAAUAUGGAAUAUUAGUCCACAAAUUUUUGUAGAGUUCAACGAUGUAUAAUUGUGUGCAUGUUAGUAGUCAUGAAUACUGUUGUGUAUUACUAUAUACUCAGCGUUGAAAAAAAGAAGAAAAAAAAUUUCAACAAAGAAAUGAUUGAGGAUCGUUCGCCAACACUUAAAACCAUAAUGAAUCAUUCUUACAACAAUAUUGCUGAAGUUAUUUCACAUGAUAAGAAAGUGAAACUUAUUACUCUGAGAAUUGUAAAUAAGUUCUAUCAGUAGGUUCUACACUCAUAAGGUUUGUUGGUUUGAACGUCUUUAUAAGAAACAAAAAUAUGCAACAGAAAAAAGCUGAAACAGAUGGGCUAAAUAGUCGAUUAAAAGUUGUAUGUAAAAAUGUUAUCAUUGCUCGAAGUUUUGUUUUAAUUGUAGUACAAAUUUUUUUUUCAACUCUUCCUGAUUUCAUAGCACAAUCCUUGAGGUCAUGACUACGAAACUGUAUACUUGGUUGAAGCAUAAAAGAAGUUAUUAAUUUAUCGCAGCAUUACUAAGUGCUUCGACGAGUGUGCGCAUUAAAUAUUAUGUAUUUGUAUCAUAUUGUGGAGUAGCUGUUGUUUUCUAUUCUCAUUCUUUAUGGUGUUCGAGAAAAGAGCAAUCCUAUGAAAUAAUACUAUUAACAUUAAUAAUAAUAUGUCUAACUACUAGCACAUAAGUACGUCAAAGUAUUUUGUUGAACAUACAUUUUUUCAUUUAGUAUAAAAAAAAAACAAAAAAAAAAAAAAACAAACAAAAAAACCUGUAAUUUCCUAGA